UACCUGCGCGUCCAGCCGCUGAGACCGCCACACCUGGAGCAACCGCGAUGGAGAAAAUCCGCUGAAAUGCCAUGAGGAUAUUAUUUUUUCUGUGCUCACGUUUCAAAGAAGAAGCAGAAGCGGCAGAGCUGCGUCUGUUCCAGAAAGAAAAUUAGACAAGGAGCAGCUCCAAACUCACACAGGUUUGUAAUCCAUCCCAACAUGUGCUAAUCUCCUCAGCGUCACCCACAAGACACUGAACAACUCUCAGAGCAGCUGACAUCAUCUACCGUCUUGCACCUGCACUAGCUGCCUCACAUGGCCCACCCUUACGAGCCCUGGCUAAGGACAGCACCACCUAGUGGUAGCUCGGAGGACAUGAACAUCCCAUCCUGGUGGGACCUUCACCGGGACGUGCAGCCAGGGAGCUGGAUAGACCUGCAGACGGGUCAAGGUGUCGGCCUGCCUUCGGUGAGCCCAGGGAGCUCCAUGGGGCUGCAGUCUUCCUUAGGGCCCUAUGGCUCUGACCCUCAGCUGUGCACCCUGCCCCCAGCUCAGCACGCUCCUGCUUCGCACUCAUCCCACCUCUACCCCCAGGACGGCUUUAAGAUGGAGCCACUGGGCCCCGAAAUGCUGCAACAGGAAACGUUCUCCAUGGAAGAACCUCAGGAGACCUCCGUGUCGGCCCGCCCCAAACCCCAGCGCCGCUCCUCGUCCAGAAGUGCGGGCCAAGCCGCGUGCCGCUGCCCCAACUGCGUCCAUGCUGAGCAGAUGGGCCAGAGUACCGACGACAGCAGGAGGAAGCACAUGCACAACUGCCACAUCCCCGGCUGCGGCAAAGCCUACGCCAAGACCUCCCACCUGAAGGCUCAUCUACGAUGGCACAGCGGGGACAGGCCGUUUGUCUGCAACUGGCUCUUCUGCGGCAAGAGGUUCACGCGCUCUGACGAACUGCAGCGUCACCUACAGACUCACACUGGCGCCAAGAAGUUUAGCUGUGCGUUGUGCCCCAGAGUGUUCAUGCGCAAUGACCACCUGGCCAAGCACAUGCGCACACACGAGUCCCCGCCGGGACAGGAGGAGCGGGUGAACGGAGACGGGAGGACGGAUAAGGGCUUUGACGCGCCCACGCCUCCUCAGUCCUCCUCAAACGUGUCUGCGUCUGACAGCGCAGAGCCUCCGCUGAAGCUGAAAUGUGAGAGCGACCCGUCAAUCUCCAGCGUGACAGGGCAGUCCGGCUAACAUCAGCCGAAGAUAAAAGAUAUUUUGCAAUCGCAGAUUCAUCAUCUCUCCCCUCUCACUCGUAGAGGUGUAGUUUUACAGUAGAAUAGAAAGUAGAAAAAGGUUCAGACACACUUUUACUGAAGAAAGCUGGAUGUAACAAAAAUACACACACCUGUGGUCCUGAGAAUUUAUCAACUGAGUUUACUCACUGGUAAUUGCGAUGUGAUAGCACGCAGGAAAACAGGAGUUGGACUGAUUACGUGCAUAAUUCUGUAAUUCCUAAAAAUGAAAGGUGGCGAAGGAGGCAACAGAGCUGGAGCCGCUGCUUGUUGCUGGACUUCUAUUGCUGCUAAAGCUACAGCUGCCAGUAGACCAAGAGGCUGGAAUGAGUUCAUCAGAGGGUGGCUCGUUAGCUUGUUUACAGUGAAAACGAUCAAAUGUGUUACCGGUGGAGAAAAGUUUAAUUUACCAGUUACAAGGAGACAUUAUGUUUGUGUUUAAGGCUGUCACUGUGUGUGUGUGUGUGUGUAGGCUUCGUAGCCUGUUAUAGCACGUGCAUUAAGCUAUGUGCUUAAUAUAAUAUAAUAUAAUAUAAUAUAAUAUAAUAUAAUAUAAUAUAAUAUAAUAUAAUAUAAUAUAAUAUAAUAAAAUAGUCUUCAUCGCUACUGUAUGUUGGUGGCCCCUAAUACCACAUAUUAAUGAUAACAAUUAUACAAUAUGAGAAUGUGAACAGGUGUUGAAGAUGUAAAACAACAAAGGGGAACUCCAAACUAACCUGAAGCUGAGACGAUGAGAAGUGAUCGGACAAGACGAGGGCAGAGGACGAGCAGAAGAAGUUGGACAUGGACAGAAAAUGGUGCACUUAAUUUGUUUUUUUUUUUUUUUUUUUGGUAAUAACAAUUUAUCAAAUCCUGUGUGUAAUGUGAAAGAUGUCAGUUGUGGUGAUGAGUCCACAGAGAUUAAUCACCCAGUUCUACAUUUCUACUUUUAACAUUUUUCAGCUCUUUGUCUUGGUUUUCCUGUCCUGAACUUAACUGUUUGUUUCAGCGUCUGCGUUCUCAUUAACAAUGUUUCCAGCUGAAUCCUAGUUACCUUUUUUAUCAGAAUACGAGAUGUAAUAAAUAUCACUGCAUCAACUGGAUAGUCCUACAAUCAGUAGGGACCAAUUAGUUGUACACAAAUUGAACUCAACAGCGUUCAGAUGAUGUGUGUGACGAUGCUGCUUUUACUCCAUCACCCCAUAAAGCCAGAUCCAAACGAUUUGAUUGGACUGGAAAUUUUUUUGCUGGAGCAUAAUCAGUCCCAACGAAGAGACUCAAGAACUGUCCCCGCAAUAAUUUUGUGGGCAGGGAAAGUUUGGACUGUCUUCCAGGCCGGUCGUAUCAAGCUGCUUCAGCGUAACUCUCCCUAUGAAACCACUGCUGUUCCUCAUUAAAACACCAUAUCUGUGUAAUUAGACCACUCUUUGUUAACACGUUCACCAUGAAUGAGAAAAUACAGUUAAAUAAAUGUGUCAAUGCCAUAUUUACUUUUUCUUCUGCUGCCCCCAUGAGUUCAAAAUGAAUUAAUACUCCUCUGAUGACCAGAGCAAAUUAACACGGAGGUGGAACGGUGAGGGUUCAUGAAUAUUAACUAUGCAAAUUACAGAUUUGCGUACUUCUGAUUUGACAAGUUUGACUCUUAAGUACAGAUGGAAGGACACAGUACAAUCAUAGAAACAGAAACAUACUUGCCCGCGAAAUGCAUUCUGGGAAACCUGGAUGCACCAAAUCCACACUUGUUAUGCAUCCUCGAUAAAACAAACAGAGUAAGAACACAUUUGGCAUUUUUGGACUGUAACCGGUCAGAUGGUCAAGCAGAAGAUUGACUGACUAUACAGGUUUUUACCUCAAUAAGCUGUGUGCCAGCUGCUGGUGCAUUCAAGUCUGUAGUGUGUUCAUGGUCACUGACUUCAUAACUCCUUUGCUGGAGUAUUAUCAUGCAGAGAAAGACUCUGUGAGCAAAUGAAAUGAAAAGCAAUAGAACAACACAAGCAGCGUACAUUGUUCAAGCUACUUGUUUUGGUUAGUUAACUUACAUAAUCAACACUGUAUGAUCUUUAGUUCUGUAGUGAGCAGUGCGAACAGCUUUACAGGUUCUAUUAGGGUUUAUGUAAACAGUCACACAUUAGGCAGAUUUCUACAUAUUAGGGAGUUACAUUAUUGGAGGCUCACAAUGACUUGUAUUUAGAAAAUAAGUAAUGGAUGAUGAGUGCUUAAACAAUAGUCAAUGACUGUACAUUGACAUUAUUAUUAUUAUUAUUGAUCUUCUUAUGGACAAUUUUUAAGUUGUUGCUUUAGUAAAUGUUUUAGUUGUGGAGAGUGUAAUAAAAUAAGUAUAAAAACCUUUUAAUAAGUUAAAUAUCAUGAUGUAAUAACUUGUAUUUAAUCUUUUAUUGUCCUUAAUUAAAUAAAAAUACAUAUAUGCUGUGUCCA
Molecule: messenger RNA, 3677 nt
Organism: Mugil cephalus (flathead mullet)
Lineage: Eukaryota; Metazoa; Chordata; Actinopteri; Mugiliformes; Mugilidae
Product: transcription factor Sp6-like
Exons: 2
Coding region: 298-1221 (307 amino acids)
Biological process (GO): regulation of transcription by RNA polymerase II
Molecular function (GO): DNA-binding transcription factor activity, RNA polymerase II-specific; RNA polymerase II cis-regulatory region sequence-specific DNA binding
Source: RefSeq, a predicted model, not a curated record